Anthonomus grandis grandis is the source of this 834-nucleotide messenger RNA. Its product is annotated as eukaryotic translation initiation factor 3 subunit G-like. Gene Ontology annotation, cellular component: eukaryotic translation initiation factor 3 complex; cytoplasm. Gene Ontology annotation, molecular function: translation initiation factor activity; RNA binding. The transcript has a single exon. The record is from RefSeq and is a predicted model, not a curated record. Bases 1 to 834 code for a protein of 277 amino acids. Lineage: Eukaryota; Metazoa; Arthropoda; Insecta; Coleoptera; Curculionidae.
AUGCACGCCACCGAAGAAGUGAAGUCCAGUUGGGCGGACGAGGUUGAACAAGAAGGAGUCCUACCUAGUCCCACUGAAGUCUUUGAAAACGGCCUGAAGGUCGUGACAGAAUACAAGUGGGACGGCGAUAAAAAAUUCAAAGUAGUCCGAACGUACAAGAUCGAAAAAUGUCUGGUACCGAAAUCGAUCGCGUUAAGAAAACUUUGGAAAAAAUUCGGAGAGUGUGCCGGUGACAAACGCGGUCCCAAUCCGGCCACCACAAUUAUCGGAGAAGAUGUUUAUGUGCAAUUCGUCUCCAGUAAAGAAGAGGACAACAAGCCCGAAGAUGACGCCCUCGACAAAUUAAAAAUAUCUGGGGUUAAAAAUGCUUUUAAGUGUCGUACCUGCGGUGGUGACCAUUGGACCACCAAGUGUCCGUGGAAAGACACCAUGUAUGCGGGUGGUAAAAUCCCUGAUGAUAAAAAACCAGCACCUGUAGCGGAACCGACCAAACCAACUACAUCCAAGUACAUCCCUCCGAGUCUCAGAGACGGCGACAAAAAAUCGGAGGGUUUUAACAUGGGCAGAAGGGACGACAAUUAUUGCGCCAUACGGAUUUCGAACAUUAGCGAUUCGACCACUGAAACUGACUUGGAGGAGUUGGUGAAACCGUUUGGACCCAUUCAUAAAAUUUAUUUGGCCAAAGAUAAGCAAACGGGGAAUUGUAAGGGAUUUGCUUUUAUUCAUUUCAAGUUUAAAAGCGAUGCUGCGAAGGCCAUCAUGAGAUUGAACGGACACGGUUAUGACCAUUUGAUUUUGUCUGUUGAUUGGUCUAAGCCUAUAAACAGUAAUUAG